CCUUAUCAAUAAGUUGGAUGGCUUUCGUAUUCUUCACCGAAGCUGCAGUCACUCCGUAAUGCUUCUUAAAACGUGUACUUGAGGGCGUGUACUGAAGGGGAUUUUCCGUGUAAACUUUACUUUCGAUUUCACGUUGUAUGUUACCGGUUGACUCGUAGUCUUACAGCAAAAGCUCUUCAAGGCUGAUGGGAGUCGGAUUCGGUAAAACAAACGGUAAAAGGUAGUCAGGGCAACACUGAUUAGGAUUUGUAUCUUCUUUUUGUGCAAAAUAUUUAUUCCAUCCUGGACAAUUACAACCAGGUCAGUCAAGGACUGGAAACAGCAGGUUCCUGGCUUUGAAACUCUGCACACGUGUCUGUAAUGAAGGCAAUGAUGUCGCUCCCUAUGUUUGCCACGUUGUUUUUGUUCUUGGACGUGUGUGUGGUGUCAACGGUGGGCUGGUUUCAGCGCUCCCCCCCUCUCAUCGCUCAUCCUUUCGUCACGUUAUGGACUGGAAGCCUGUUGCGUGGCUUUUUGCUCUACCUCUUCACCUACACGUACUCUGGGACUCCGCACUGGAUAAAAACCUUUGAAGGCUUUCAGACGCUAGCUGUGCACAGCUUUGUUUACCCGGCCUACAUCAGCUUUCUCUGGAAAUGUGGGUGGUCUACACUGGAAUUAAUGUGGGGAUGGCACUCUGCAUUAGGGUUGCUGCAGGGUUAUGGGGUCACGGCGUUGUCUCUGUUGCUAUGGACACGCUACAUGCCCUCCAUCCUGCCGGGGAAAAGAGCCAAACCGAAGGAGAAGAAGGAGACCCCACUUCAGAAGCUAAUGGGAUACAUGAGGCCUUACACUGGGCGUUUUAUCGUUGUCAUCUUCUUUGUGAUCAUCUCAUCUCUAGGCGAGAUGGCAAUUCCUCAUUACACGGGGAAAAUGACUGACUGGAUUAUGAAUGAGGAUGAACCCGAGGCCUUUGGUAACGCCAUCAGGAUCAUGACCCUUCUCACUGUAAUGAGCGCUGUGUGCGAGUUCGUGUGUGACCUCAUCUAUAACGUCACCAUGAGCCGGAUACACACCGCCAUCCAGGGUCUCGUCUUUCAGUGUGUGCUCAAACAGGAAAUAGCCUUCUUCGACAAAUCCACCACCGGUGACAUUGUGUCCCGUAUUACCACGGACACCAACACUAUGAGUGAGUCUCUGAGUGAAAAGCUGAGUUUGCUGAUGUGGUACUUCUGGAGAGUCAUCUUUCUCUUUGGCUCCAUGGUGUUUCUCUCCUGGAGGCUCUGUUUCUUUACCCUGCUCGGCCUGCCCAUCAUCUGGGUCAUUCCGGAAUUUACUGGACAGUUCUAUCAGAAACUCUCUGCGCAAGUCCAAGAGUCUCUGGCCAAAGCCAACGACGUUGCCAUGGAAACCUUUUCCUCCAUGAAGACGGUGAGGAGCUUUGCGAAUGAGGAGGGUGAAACGGAGAGGUACAAGAAGUGUUUGGAGCAUACGUACUCCCUGAAUAAAAAGGAAGCUGCCGCCUACGCCGCUUCCACCUGGACCAACAGCAUGUCCAGUCUGGCGUUGAAAGUCAGUAUCCUGUACUAUGGUGGCUGGCUGGUGACGGGAGGGCAAGUCAGCAGCGGAGAUCUGGUGUCAUUCGUGUUGUAUGAGUUACAGUUUACCUCUGCCAUGGAGGUGUUGAUGUCGUACUACCCCCAUGUGAAGAAAGCCAUUGGGGCUUCGCAGAAGAUAUUCGAAUACGUAGACAGAAUACCAGACAUCCCUCCCGACGGCACGCUGGCCCCGGAAACGCUCCGCGGACACGUGCAAUUUAAAAACGUCACUUUUGCCUAUCCAACGAGACCGGACACAGAGGUACUCAAGGGUGUCUCUCUGGAGCUGAAGCCAGGCCAGAUAACUGCACUGGUGGGCAAGUCAGGUUCUGGGAAAAGCAGCGUGAUCAACCUAUUGGAGAGGUUCUACCAGCCCAAUGGUGGAGAAAUCCUAUUGGACGGAAAACCCUUGCAGAGCUACAAGGACCAAUACCUGCACGAAAAGAUUAGCGUGGUGUGCCAGGAGCCAGUUCUGUUCGCCCGCUCCGUCAGAGAGAACAUCAAAUACAGCAAAGAGGACGCCACCGAGGAGGAGAUGUUCCGAGCAGCCAAACUGGCCAACGCUCACAAGUUCAUCAUGAGCUUACCAAAAGGAUACGAUACCGACGCCGGAGAGAAAGGUGGCCAGGUGUCCGGGGGACAGAAGCAACGCAUAGCCAUCGCGAGGGCCUUGAUCAGGCAACCACAGGUCCUCAUCCUGGACGACGCUACCAGCUCUCUGGAUACGGAGAGUGAACAUCGGGUCCACCAGGCUCUACAGAAAGACGCCAACGGCUGCUCGGUACUGUUGAUUUCACACAGGCUGAGUGCUGUGGAAAACGCCAAUCACAUCGUGUUCCUCGAGAAUGGGGAGGUGAAAGAGGAGGGAACACACGACGAACUCCUCCAGAAGAACGGCCUUUACGCCGAGUUCGUUAAAAUGCAGAACACCAGCUUCCAGCGUAAUUCAGAGGAAGGGGAGAACAGCAACUUAAGUGCUCAUGCUUAGAACCGACAGACCUGUUAGCUUACAGUGCACCAUGUGCAAACCGAACCAUGUCUGUUUCUGUUUAAGUUAUAGUGAAAUGAAUAUGAAAGCGAAGGGAUGAGAAUCAGGAGAACGUAGGGAGGUAAUUCUGUAAAAACAGUUUAAAAAGGCUGACAUAACUGCAGUCUUAUAUUCUGUCCUUUCACACACCACUUUUCUGCUUCUGCGUUUUUUUUUUUUUUUUAUCAUUUGUAGUUUCAUACUGCUUCAGGGUACUAUUACAGGUAUUAAUCUUAGGUGUUUUAAUUAGGUGUAAAUAUCACUUAAAAUGCUCCUCUUCAGUUUAGGCCAAAUUAGGAAUUUCUAUUUGUGAGCAGACUUUAGUGUGUGUG
This is a messenger RNA of Chanos chanos (milkfish), 2936 nucleotides long. RefSeq names its product transporter 1, ATP-binding cassette, sub-family B (MDR/TAP) (gene tap1). The record is from RefSeq and is a predicted model, not a curated record. Gene Ontology annotation, molecular function: ATP binding; ABC-type oligopeptide transporter activity; ATP hydrolysis activity. Bases 361 to 2565 code for a protein of 734 amino acids. Lineage: Eukaryota; Metazoa; Chordata; Actinopteri; Gonorynchiformes; Chanidae. Gene Ontology annotation, cellular component: membrane. The transcript has 13 exons. Gene Ontology annotation, biological process: transmembrane transport.